Cokeromyces recurvatus is the source of this 261-nucleotide messenger RNA. RefSeq names its product ubiquitin-related domain-containing protein. Gene Ontology annotation, biological process: protein sumoylation. NCBI's taxonomy places the organism in Eukaryota, Fungi, Mucoromycota, Mucoromycetes, Mucorales, Mucoraceae. The transcript is spliced from 3 exons. The annotation marks the transcript as partial. The record is from RefSeq and is a predicted model, not a curated record. Gene Ontology annotation, cellular component: nucleus. Gene Ontology annotation, molecular function: ubiquitin-like protein ligase binding; protein tag activity.
GAGAAAGUCGAAAAGAAGGAAGGUGUUGAGCACAUUAAUAUUAAAGUUGUUGGAAGCGAUGCUAAUGAAGUUUUCUUCAAAAUCAAACGUACUACGCAACUCAGAAAAUUAAUGGAUGCUUAUUGUGAACGUCAAGGUAAACAACCUGGAUCUGUUCGUUUCUUAUAUGACGGUACUCGUGUUUUACCUAACAAUACACCUCAAGAGUUGGAUAUGGAGGAUGGAGACACUAUCGAUGUGAUGGUUGAGCAAAUUGGUGGU